Phanerochaete carnosa HHB-10118-sp is the source of this 1727-nucleotide messenger RNA. RefSeq lists its product as uncharacterized. The record is from RefSeq and is a predicted model, not a curated record. The coding region runs from base 259 to 1599 and encodes 446 amino acids. Lineage: Eukaryota; Fungi; Basidiomycota; Agaricomycetes; Polyporales; Phanerochaetaceae. The transcript is spliced from 3 exons.
CCCUUUGCAAUGGCUCUGUCCCGAUGACGACGCCUCACCGGUGCGUUCUGACCCUGGCGCCCUUGGCCGGGCAAACUUUGUUCAGGGUAGGCGCCAAAAGGCAAUUGUCUCCGGACUCAGUUCGGUGCAGAGCGGCCCAGGGAGUGACAAUUGUCGGAAGGGGCCGUUGUUCCCUCGCAAUUGUUACUGUGCCACUGGACGCAGUAUAAAUUGGCAGUGGAGAUGGCAGAUCGCCUUCGUGACGAGUAAUUAGGCACAAUGACAUUGCUGAAGAACACGCUCCCCCGGCUGCCCGCAGAGCUCACUGACAUGGUCAUCGACCAGCUGUGGAACGACAAGGCGGCGCUCUCCGCGGCAUCCCUCGUCGCGCGCACCUGGCUUCCGCGCUGCCGCGUGCACAAGUUCGGCCAGGUCCGCGUCGAAACCGACUUUGACGGCCUGCGCGCACACCUCGAGAACACGCCGCAUCUGCGGCCCUACGUGCGCAAGCUCGUGCUGCAGGGCCCCGCCUACGACGCCGACGAGACAGAAGAGGCCGAAGAGGCCGUCGACGGGCCUAUGGACGUCGACACCCCGCGUGCGCAGCGGCCCACGCUCUCGCCCCUCCUCCUCGCCGACAUCCUCGCGCUACUUCCGUGCCUGCGCGAGCUACAGCUGCACCACCUCUCGCUGCACGCGCCACCUCUGUCCCCGUCGCCAGACCUGCCGCUGCCGCCACACACACCGCGCAUCAUCCAGACACUGACACUCAUGGACGUCGGCAGCGCGUGCGCGGACGACAUCACGGCACACGACCUGUUGCUGCGCGUGCUCGCGCUCUUCGCGGACGUCGGCUUCCUGCACCUCGCGGGCGUCCCGGCGCACGCGUGGACGUCUCCGCCUUCACCACCGCCCUGUGCGGCACGCACCCGCGUCGGCGCGCUCCGCCUCGAGAACGCGCCGGGCGCCGCGCAGUAUUUACACGUGCUUUGCGCGCCGGGCACGCUGCGUGCACUUGAGGCGGAGGUCACGGAGGGCGACGACGCGGCGGCGCUCGCGGAACUCGCGCGCGGGGCGGGCGUGGCGCUCCAGCGGGUCGUGGUCGACCUCGCGCACUGCUUCCGCCUCGAGUACUACGACGAGGACGCGGACGAGGUGAUUAUCUCGCCUUGUGCAGAGUUGGUGGCGGGCAUCCUUGGCGACGGCCUCCAGGAGUGCACGGGCCUGCGCUCGGCCGAGUUCGUCGUCCCUGCCGAAGAGCUGUACAUGGCGGAGCACGGCAUGUACGAGCCGUCGCACAUCGUGGACGCGUGGGAGUGCCUCUUCCUCGCGCUCAAGCAGCUCCCUCCGGCGACGCAGGAGCUCACGAUACGUCUGUUCACCGACAUGUGGGAGGACCAGCUCUCGCUCGAGAGCCUCGACCUCGACUGGGACUGGCUGCAACGCACCCUGUCGCACUUUGACAACCUGCGCUUACUGAGGAUCGGCACCGCACACGACAGCGAGUGGGCGCUGGAACCAGAAGACGAAGAGUACUUGCGGAGACAGAUGCCUGUGUUGCAUCAGAAGGGCGUGCUGCAUGUGGAGGUCGGCUACAGCUUGGAAGAUAUGAUACUUUGAAGACUUGUGCCCCUUAUUUACAUUGUGAUUGCGGACUGUCAUUGUACCGUUAGAGUUUCCUGCAUCAAUCAUGGACACUGUUGUAUCAGUAGAGAACCCGUGUUUCAAUUGUAUUUUAUAUCCGUGAC